AUGGUCAGCAUCAACCACGAAAACGCAGAAUACUACUUCGACCGCGAUGUCGAAUGCGUCCGCAGAUUCUUUCGAAAGCGAUUCCGUUAUCAUUCCGACGAAUUCCCGCGCUUCAAAGACGUGGUCCCCGAGUUUGCGCGCAAGCAGACCAAGCUGCCCAAGUCUGCGCCGCAGCCCCAAGAUGUCGAGCAAGAUGCAGCCAACAACGCACAGACCGGCGACGUACGUCUCGAUCUUCUCGCCAAGGCCAGCGGAUUCGGAGGCUCGAAGCAGGAUCGCGAACUCGAACAGUUCAUGUCGUCACUCCGCCUCAGCACAACUCAAGGCAUGAUCGAAGUUGCAGAUUCCUCCCCAGAAUCAGGCGAUGAGGUGGAUAGCGAUGAACGAGAUCAGGACGAAGAUAGCGACGAAGAAGAAGACGAAAGCAGCGGAGAGGAUGAGGAAGACGACGAACAAGGUUCCGACGCCGAACUGUCGAGGAAGGCUCGCAAGUCUGCCAAAGCCAGUGCCAACGGCGUCAAGCCCUCCCGCGGUGCCGCCAGGAAAGCUUUGCUCGACGGCGACGACAGCAAAAUCGCACAGCUCGUCGCCUCGGAUCGCGCAAAGGCUACUCGUCGCGCCGAAAAACAUCACGGAAAGAAGGCGCACGCCGGCAAGGGCGGCAGAGCUCAUGCCGGCGGUAAAGCCAAGACCGGAAAGGCGAGGAUGAUCAGCGACUCCAUGGAUUUCUAA
This is a messenger RNA of Moesziomyces aphidis, 732 nucleotides long. Lineage: Eukaryota; Fungi; Basidiomycota; Ustilaginomycetes; Ustilaginales; Ustilaginaceae. The record is from the annotation of a GenBank genome assembly.